Hyposmocoma kahamanoa is the source of this 1715-nucleotide messenger RNA. RefSeq names its product 28S ribosomal protein S30, mitochondrial (gene mRpS30). The record is from RefSeq and is a predicted model, not a curated record. Gene Ontology annotation, cellular component: mitochondrial large ribosomal subunit; mitochondrion; ribosome. Gene Ontology annotation, biological process: translation. NCBI's taxonomy places the organism in Eukaryota, Metazoa, Arthropoda, Insecta, Lepidoptera, Cosmopterigidae. The transcript is spliced from 5 exons. Gene Ontology annotation, molecular function: structural constituent of ribosome. The coding region runs from base 18 to 1670 and encodes 550 amino acids.
AGUAAAAACAAACAAAAAUGCAUUUAUUGAGAGGUCAUAGGUCGUUUCCGAAGCUCAAACAAUUUACAGCAAGACAAUCGUCUCAAGUUGCGUUUAACCAAGACGAAUACACUGAAAUGCCGGAGUAUCCUCCGAUAGUGGAUAUGUCUUUAAAAGCUAGGAAGUUACGGGAGCAGCAGGCUAUUCACGAGAAGAUAAGGAAAUUAAAUACUGUAGAAGAGAAGCAGAUAGGUUUGAACAUGCCUCGGUAUUAUGGUUUCCGUAGUGUGAUAUUCAAGGAUGACAAGGUGCCGUAUAACGCUAUGCCACUAGUUCAGGGUUACACGCGGACUCAUUUUAAGCUGAUAAAUAAGCUGCCUGAUCCAUAUUUGGAGACGGCGGCAGCUGCAGACUUGACCGUGAAGGAUGUAAAGUCAUUUGUUGAAGAUGCUAUUGUUAUUGAAUAUGAAAAGAUUGACCGAAACUUUUCACCAAGCUUGGAUAAAACAGAGGAAGAACAAAAGGAAAAUGCAAUAGCAAAAUGCAUAGUAAAACAGAUAAACAGGAUCAUAACUAACAACCUGGCUGAUAAGGUUGCACAUAUACUCUCAGCACAGGUGGACUAUGACCCUCGUCAUGAAGCCUUCUGGUUUGUUGGUGGCACAGACGUUCCAGCCAGAGUGAUCAAGUGGCGGAAACAGUACAAGUGGCUCAGGGAACCGGAACGUCUGCAUGAGCCAGUCGACAGACCUGUGCAAUACUUAGGUACACCAUUCAUAGCAAUCAGGAGUCAUCAACCUUUGAAACCUCUAAUACCUUACAGCGAGGCUGAAAAUCCAGAGUUCAAAGUACCCAAGUUCACAUAUGUCCCAGAGUCUGUUGGUUACUUCACUGAGCACAGACAUGGCACUAAUAUUCCUGGUUUCUGGCCUGGAGACUAUGACGAAUUUGGACUAUUAUCUAUCCAUGGAAGAGGUCACUUGUUAGUUCGAAAAGAAUCAUAUGGCGAGAAUGACCAACUUGAAGCCCUGCAUUGCCAGGCCAUGAAAAACAGCUUUGGUUGGCUAUUGGCCCAGGCCAGUUACCAGGGCUUCACCACGUUCAAUGACCUCACAUAUCCUCUAGUCACCCAAACAGUAAUAACAAAUGGACAACUUUGGUCUUUCUAUGCAUACCAGCUGAACACUGUCACUAUGCACAAUGAACAAAUUGAUGAAAACCCUAAACACAAUAUCUGUUUUGGAUCAACACCUAUGAAAUUAUAUGACACUAUUGAAGAUGGAAAAGUUAAAGGAUUGAAUGAAGAUGUACUAAAAAUGUUAGUACAGUUUUACUUAAAUUCUCCCGAGGAAAGGGAACAUGAGAUGAAGCCAUACUUAGGCAAAGAAGAAAAAGUAAUUGCUGACAUUGAUGACGAUAAGAAACGGUGUUGGUUAGAAGACAGGUACAAGCACCUCGUGUCCAAUAGACCUAAACAUUUCCUUCUACCUGAAACUUAUCUAUGGGAAAAGAUAUACAAAAUUGAACAUAAUACUAGAUUUUUCGAAAGGAAAGUUAGACCAUUUGAGCUUGGUGUUAAUCCAUACAAAAGGAAACUGAACGAACACUUGCCGCCGUAUAUUCCGAAAGUUCUUCGUCCUUACCCGAGAAGUAAAAAGAAGUUUGAAACUACUUACUAUCCCGAUGUGUAAUGAAUCAUGUAAUAUUAUUAGAAUAUCUUAGUUAUUUAUAAUGAA